Molecule: messenger RNA, 668 nt
Organism: Staurois parvus
Lineage: Eukaryota; Metazoa; Chordata; Amphibia; Anura; Ranidae
Source: the annotation of a GenBank genome assembly
GGCGAUCGGUGGUGCCCUGUGUCCAGCGGAUUACCGAUCCACGGAAAGAGCCAAAAAUGUCGGCUCGGUCAUGUGAUCAGCUGUGUCCAAUCACAGCUGAUCACAUCACCACCUGUCAGUGUCCAUCAGUGCCAGCUGUCAGUGCUCAUCCAUGCCACCUGCCAGUGCCCAUCAGUGCCACAUUUCAGUGCCACAUCAAUGCCGCAUUUCAGUGCCCAUCUGAGCUGCCUUUCAGCGUCACCCAUCAGUGCCAAUCAGUGCCACCUGUCAGUGCCGCCUAUCAGUGUGCACAAGUGCCACCUAUCAGUGCUGCCUAUCAGUGCCGCCUAACAGUGCCAGUCAGUGCCACCUAACAGUGCCCGUCGGUGCCACCUAUCAGCGCCAGUCAGUGCCGCCUAUCAGUGCCACCUAUCAGUGCCAUAUAUGAGUGCUGCCUUUCAGUGCCCAUCAGUGAUGCCUGUCAAUACCCAUCAGUGUCCAUCAGUGCCACCUAUCAGUGUCCAUCAGUGCAGCCUAUCAGUACCCAUCAGUGCAGCCUCAUUAGUGCACAUCAGUGAAGGAGAAAUAUCACUUAUUUACAAAAUUUUAUAACAAAAACUAAGAAAAAACUUUUUUUUUUUUUUUGUCAAAAUUUUCAGUAGUUUUUUGGUUUGUUUAGGAAAAAAUAA